UGUCGGUGGGCGGGGUUAGGUCCCGUGUGGCGACGGCGCAAAAGGAGAAGAAUAAACGAAGCUGCAACUACCGCGACCUGUAAAUGGCGGCAUCUCCAACGGAAAGAGACUACACAAAGGUAAUAAGAGAGCCCUAUGAAUACAUUAGUCAGGUGAAGGGAAAAGGGAUUCGCUUACUGCUCGUCAACGCCUUCGACUACUGGCUGCACAUCCCAGCAGACAAGAAAGCAGAAAUCGGGGUUUUGACCCAAAUGCUGCACAAUGCCAGCUUACUAAUAGACGACAUUGAGGACAACUCAAAGCUGCGAAGAGGGAUCCCAGUGGCUCACAAUGUGUUUGGAGUGGCACAGACCAUAAACUCUGCAAACUUUGUCUAUUUUGAGGCUCUGCAGCGUACGUUGAAACUCGGACAUCCAGAUGCAGUCAACAUUUACACUACUCAGUUGGUGGAGCUCCAUCUGGGCCAGGGAAAAGACAUAUACUGGAGAGACAGUCACAGCUGUCCCUCUGAACCUGAGUACAUGCAAAUGGUCAGAGAAAAAACUGGCGGGCUUUUCAUGCUCGGGAUUGCUCUAAUGCAGCUGUUUAGUGAAAACAAAACGGACUACACUCCAUUGGUGGAAAUGCUGGGGCUGUAUUUCCAGAUCAGAGAUGACUAUGCCAAUUUGAGUUCGGAAGAGGUGAAAGUGGACAUCUGUAGAGAGGGAGAGGGAGAUGUCCAGUGUUUUUUGUCUAGUACGCAGAGAACAAGAGCUUCUGCGAGGACCUGACUGAAGGGAAGUAUUCGUUUCCGAUCAUCCACGGGAUUAGGGAGACAUCAUUCUCGUCACAGUUGAAGAACAUUCUGAGACAAAGAACAGAAGACAUCGAUGUGAAGAAGUACUUUCUCCGGUGCCUACAGGAGGCAGGAUCUCUGGACUAUACGAGACAUAUUUUGGAGGAUCUGGAAUCCAGGCUAUUAGCCGAGAUAAAGAGGUUGGGAGGGAAUCCACUGCUACAAGAUUUGAUUCAAAAACUCUCUCAAGUUUAUAAAAGAACUGCAUGAUUAGCUUUCGUACAAAAAAAUACUAUGUUUUUGAAUUCAGCAAAAGAGGAAAAAUACUCAAUGCUGUAAUGUGCAGCAAAUGAGGGACAGAUAUUUGUGGGAAAACAUGGUUUAAAAAUCUUGAAAAAAUGUUGGAAGUGGAGGAAAAAAAUUGCAACUGAGAAAAAUUGUGACGAUAGGUACAAAACUUUUUACAAACGUACAAAUUUCAUGUACAUACGUACGUAGAAUGGCCAAACAGCACAAAUUUGACAAAGCUAAGUAAAUUUUCAUUGAUACACAAAAAUCGACAGACAAACUGACACUCAGCAAUCGGUACAACCCACAACACCACCGGCAACUUCAAUUAACCUCGUUUCCGGGUGUGGGUGUGUCCCAUUGGUUACCGGCGGCGACCGUCCCCGUUGGUGCGUGCGUCCGUUCUGGAACUUGUUUUUCCUGUCGAUGGUGUGGCACUGUGUGGCAACGUUGUGUCCGUACAUUGCCCUGUCUUGGUUGGAAGUUGCUUCAACGGCGUAACCAGUCGCUUUCAUGUUGAGGUCCUUUGACCCCUCCCCCCUAUAGUAUGAAGGGGAUCCCAGCUGGUGCCCCCUCGGGGAGCUUGCCCCCCGGGGAGGAGGGGAAUUUGAAAUACGAGGGACCGUGCGAGCCCCCCGAGCUGGUAGUGCUGACUGGGGUACCAGCUGCAGCUGCUCCCCCGUUACUGUAUGGGGUGCUGACUGGGGUACCAGCUGCAGCUGCUCCCCCGUUACUGUAUGGAGAGCUGGGGAUUCCCCCUUGGGAUUGGUGGUGGUGGGCACUAAAUGGAGACAGCGGUACCAUCCCCGGCCUUUGUUUGGUCGGCAUUGUCAUGGCAGUAGCCAUGGUGGCACUACGAGCUCUGAAAACGUGGUUUAGAUUCUGUGCCGAAGAUGGUCUCGGGAGGGAAAAAUUAGGCGGACCCUCGACUGACGAGGGUCGUUUGGGGGGCGUGGUCUCCGAAUGAGAUGUGGAAGAGUGUCUCUUCUUCUUCAGAGGUAGAGUGGAGUAGUGUCCGCUGGGGGGCGGAGUCUGGUGAGGGUGUGAGGAGGUGUAAUGGUGAGGGUGGGAUUGUGCUCGGCAGUACUGGUGCUUGUGAGCUGGAGUUAGAGUCAGUGGAGACAAUUGGCUUGGGGGCGUGGCUUUUGAUGGAGUUGAUGGCUUAGUGGGAGUGGUCUGGGAUGAUUUGGGCAUGGUUUGCAUGGAGGGCGGAGUCGACGGUUUGGGCGGAGUCGAGAGAGGAAGAUUCUUUGUUGGUGAGGGUUUGUUGGUCUUGUUUUCCGGUGGAGUGUUGGGCUGAGGUUUGUUCCUCUUGUGCUCCGGAGUGGAAUGGUGACUGGUUGUGGGCGUGGCAUCUCCGUCAGUCAUUUCCAAUUGUAUCGCUGCUGCACCGUUGCUAGGCAACACGGUCGGCUUGUUAGGAGAGUAAGGUGGAGGUUCGAUGCCUUUCGUCCCUUGUUUCCCGUUGCCAUAGUGACGAUGAUUUAUGUAUGUCGGGAGGUUGCUGAUUGGGUCAAGGUGGACGACAACGGCGGCUGCGUUGCCAUGGGGAUUCAUGUCACAGUUGUUCCUCUCGUACAUCUCGGCCUUGUCGGUGAAGUUUGAAGCUCCGUCUGUGUCUUUGUUACAGGCUCCUUUGUUAGAGGUAGAUGGUGGAGCAGGUUGGCUCUGGACGGUGGGUCUGCGAGAAGAGGAGAUGAACUUGUUCCAAAUGAACCUGCCCUUGUUCUUGAGGACGAACGCCAUGACCAGGAUGCCGAGGAUGAUUCCGCCGACAAAGGCACAGAUUGUGCCAAUGAUGGUCCAUUGGUAGUUGCUCUGUGAGGCUUCUUGUUCCCCCGUCACUCCACCCAGUGAUGGACGAACUGGUUCAGAUGUCGGACUCGGUUUAGCUCCAACCGUGGAAUACGGAUCCCCUGUUUUGGUUUCCACGGUAACGGGAGUGUCGACAGCUCUAGUUGGGGUGGGCGUGGUUUCGUUGCUGCCUGGAGGUGCAGAGCACGCUGCGAUGUCGCCGUUGGCAACGUCUUGCAGGAGUCUUAUUCCCGUCACUCCACCAUACACAGACACACAUUUAUUCUCAACAGGAUCGUAGGCAC
Messenger RNA from Geodia barretti, 3162 nucleotides. NCBI's taxonomy places the organism in Eukaryota, Metazoa, Porifera, Demospongiae, Tetractinellida, Geodiidae. The record is from the annotation of a GenBank genome assembly.